Auanema sp. JU1783 is the source of this 2250-nucleotide messenger RNA. The record is from the annotation of a GenBank genome assembly. Lineage: Eukaryota; Metazoa; Nematoda; Chromadorea; Rhabditida; Rhabditidae.
AUGGCAAUCCUUAGAAGCUUGCAGAGUUACCGACAAGCGCUGGGUAAAGAAAUUCUGAAAAGAUGCUCAUCAACUGUCACUCAAUCUAACAAUAUCGUUUUGCCUGGUGUUAGACCUGUCGAGAAAAUUAGGAACAUAGGAAUUUCCGCUCACAUUGAUUCUGGAAAAACUACAGUCACAGAGAGGAUUUUAUUUUAUGCUGGACGGAUAGAUUCUAUGCAUGAGGUGAGGGGGAAAGAUGAUGUUGGAGCUACAAUGGAUUUCAUGGAAUUAGAACGUCAGAGAGGAAUCACUAUUCAAUCAGCAGCAACUUAUGUGGAUUGGCAUGGAACAAACAUCAAUAUAAUUGAUACACCUGGUCAUGUUGAUUUCACUGUUGAAGUAGAACGUGCCCUUCGAGUGUUAGAUGGAGCUGUUCUUGUUCUUUGUGGCGUAGGUGGUGUUCAAUCUCAGACGUUCACUGUGAAUAGGCAGUUAGCUAGAUAUAAAGUCCCUUUUAUAUGCUUUGUAAAUAAGAUGGACAGGACUGGAGCAACACCUUUCAAGGCCCUGGAUGGCUUGCGUAAUAAGUUAAAUCACAAUGCAGCUCUUAUUCAUCUUCCAAUUGGAAAAGACUCAGACUUUCAUGGAAUCGUUGACUUGAUCAAUGAACAAGCGAUUUACUACGAAGGUGAUGAAGGACUGAUCAUAAGAAGAGAUGAAAUCCCUAACGAGUUGCGAGUUCAAGCAAAAGAUUUACGUCAGGAAAUGAUAGAACAUAUUGCCAAUGGAGAUGAAGAAUUGGGAGAGAUGUUCUUGAAUGAUUUGAAUCCAUCCAUUGAUCAAAUUCAUGCUGCCAUUCGGAGAUCAGUUGUUAAGAGAUCAUUUGUUCCUGUUCUUUCUGGAUCAGCGCUGAAGAACAAAGGUGUUCAAACUAUGAUUGAUAGUGUUGUAAGCUAUCUACCAAACCCAAGUGAAGUUCAAAAUAGAGCUACUAUCAAAGAGGCUGGAACUGAUGAGGAGAAAACAAUAUUUUUAUCUCACGAAAGAUCCAAUAAAGAACCGUUCGUUGGUCUCGCUUUCAAGUUGGAAGCAGGAAAAUAUGGACAACUCACUUACUUCCGCAUUUACCAAGGACAGUUAAGCAAAGGAGACACUGUAUACGCGUCAAGAGAUGGAAGGAAAGUUAGAGUUCAGCGUUUAGUUAGAAUGCACGCAGCCGAUAUGGAGGAAGUAACAACUGCUUAUGCCGGCGACAUUUGUGCCACUUUUGGUUUGGAUUGCCAUUCUGGUGAAACGUUCUGUUCGGAUGCUGGACUUGCUCCUCAUUGCGAAUCUAUGCACAUACCAGAGCCUGUGAUUUCUAUGUCCAUCAAACCCGUGAACCGAAAAGAUGCCGAUAACUUCAUCAAAGCUUUAACGCGGUUUACAAAGGAAGAUCCCACAUUUAGAAGAGAAUAUAACCAGGAAGCGAAGGAAACCAUUGUUUCAGGCAUGGGCGAAUUACAUUUGGAAAUUUAUGCACAGCGCAUGAAAAAUGAGUUUAAUUGUCCUGUUGAAUUGGGCAAACCUACAGUAGCUUACAGAGAGAGUCUAGCUAGUCCAUAUCUGUUUCAUUUCCGUCAUAAAAAACAAACUGGAGGACAGGGACAGUUUGGUGAAAUUGAAGGUGUCAUUGAUAACUUGCCACCUGAGAGAAACACUGUUGUGGAAUUCACAGACGAAACAUUUGGUAACAACAUUCCCAAGAAUCUGUUUCCUGCUUUGAAAAAGGGACUGGAUUUGAUAGUUGCUGAAGGACCCUUAAUUCAUUCACGUAUUGCUGGUAUAAACGUACGCAUCAAAGAUGGUGCAACCCAUGCUGUUGACUCGACAGAAAUAGCUAUGAUUAAUACUAUGCAAAACAUGAUGCGAGAAUCCUUUGAGAAAGCAAACUGGAUUUUACUAGAACCCAUAAUGAAAGUUGAAGUAACGACACCCUCAGAAUUUCAAGGCAACGUGGUAACUUCUCUUACGCAAAGAAAUGCAUUGAUUACAUCAACUGAUUCAAAUGAUGGAUAUACCAGUGUUCUCUGCGAGGCACCUUUAUCUGAUAUGUUUGGUUACACUUCGCAGUUACGAUCUUUGACCGAAGGAAAAGGAGAGUUUUCUAUGGAAUAUUCGAGAUAUGCGCCAACCACUAAAGAGGCUCAGGAUUUGGUUGUGAGAGAUUGGCAAAUAGCAAACGGAUUGAUAGAUCCGAACGCUGAUAAAAAGAAGAAAAAGAAGUGA